ACUGAUUCGACAAGGUUUCAGCGUGUCUUGGCCCCCAGAUGCGAGUUGUAAAUAAUUAUUUUAGUCGCCAGAAUGAUCCCACCGCUGGGUUCCGCCCUCAUUUGGCUGGUGGUGCUGCUGCUCCUGAUGGAACUGGCUGAGGUGUGGUCCAGUUGCUGUGCCUGCCCAGCAGCCCGCUGCAAAAUUCCACAAUGGCCGUGCUGCAACAAGAAGUCCAAGUGGUACCACGAGAUUUUCGGUUAGGAAAUGGAGUUUGCACAUUUCAGGAACUAAAGUCUGAAAUAUCUCCUGCUCUAUCAUAUACACCGCACAAUUGUUCUUCUUUAAUAGAAAUAUACAAACAAAUUGCAAUUUCGAUGACUGGAUUUUAUGCAAUUGAGCCAGUUAAGUUAAGUGAAUUUAAAAUUUUUCCUCUUCACUGUAAAAAUUCAUAUUUUGAUAACCCCAUUAAAUCUUCUUAA
This is a messenger RNA of Drosophila suzukii, 461 nucleotides long. RefSeq lists its product as uncharacterized. The record is from RefSeq and is a predicted model, not a curated record. Lineage: Eukaryota; Metazoa; Arthropoda; Insecta; Diptera; Drosophilidae.